GAUGUGUCAAAACUUAUGGUGUGAUUCGCUAUUAUAAUAAACAUUGAAAAAAACAAAUACCACAAAUUACUAGCAUGUUAAUAUACUGCUUAUCAAUGCAUUUUUUAUAACGAAGAGCAUGCAGCUACUUGCACGCUAUCUUUGUUGAGAAAGAGGAAAAUAUCGCAUUCGGACUUUUCAAUAAACCGCAUACAUACAUCUUCUGCUGUCAUUUUUGAUAAUGACGUAUCAUUUGCAAUUUCAGAAACAAUAUUCGUUCUUUUGUUUAUAUUUUACGUAGAAAUCUAGCAAAUAUGCAAAGUGCACUGACCCAAGACGCGAACCGUGGUAGUCAUUGACCGUAUCUACACACGAUGAUACGAUUCAUUGUUUACAUCCAAUUUUAAAUCUCGAACUGUCAAGGUGAAGCGCGCCCUUAACACUCCGUCUCAGUGCACCACAGACUGUCAUCGAUCGAGUGAAUAUUAAAGUAUUCUACAUUCUAAAUUGCCAUUAAGUCAAGUGCUUUGAAUCAAUCAAACGCAGUGUUGUUGUUAAAAAUAUAAUUUGUCAGAGUUUUAUUGUACGAAAAUGCCGAAGGUGGGUCAGACUACAUCGGAAAUGAACAGAUGCGAACAAAAACUUUUGUUCUCAAACAAAGAAGCGUCUGCCAGUGAACACAGCAUUUCAAGUAUAGUCUCAAGUAUUUCUAUUUCUCAAGAUGAAAACUUUCGUGUAUCAAAACAUGCGGAAAAUAGUCUCAGAGUUAUGGAAAAAUAUUUGCAUAAACAACAAUUUACAGAUGUCACAUUAAUUGCAGGGAACAAACGUUUCCCAGCACAUCGUUUAGUUCUUAGUGCAGGUUCAGAAUAUUUCGCUGCCAUGUUUACUAGUUCUCUCAGAGAAUCGGGUCAAAACGAAGUUGAAUUGAUGGAAGUAGAUGGGGAUGCAUUAUGGGCUUUGAUCUGUUAUUGUUACACAGGUUGUAUAGAAAUAAGAGAAGAUAGUGUAGAAACUCUUUUAGCAACGGCACGUCUGCUACAGCUCAAUCCAGUCGUUAAAGCCUGUUGUCAAUUUCUUAGGAACCAACUCCAUCCAAGUAAUUGUUUAGGAAUAAGAGUAUUUGCAGAUACACAAGGUUGUCCAGAUUUACUAGAUUAUGCACAUGCAUAUACAACUAAGCACUUUAUGGAUGUUACAAAAAAUCAAGAGUUUUUAUUAUUAUCUGCUAAUGAAGUUGCCAAAUUGUUAGAAUCAGAAGAUCUGAAUGUCCCUUCUGAAGAAACAAUUUUUCAUGCACUUAUGACUUGGUUGGAAUAUGAUCCGGAAAAUAGACAGAAAGAAGCAAGCAGACUAUUAAGUCUUGUAAAGCUACCUCUCUUGUCCCCUGCAUUCAUAGCAGACAACAUUGAGAGCAAUGAAAUGUUCAAAGAUCAAAAAGUAGCACAAGAAUUAGUCAUGGAAGCAUUGAAAUACCAUCUUCUGCCUGAACGUAGACCAUUACUUCAAUCGGGACGUACAAAGCCUAGGAAAGCAACUGUGGGUCACAUGCUGGCUGUUGGAGGAAUGGAUGCUAAUAAGGGUGCUACUUCUAUAGAUGCAUUUUCUUUGCGCGACAAUGCUUGGAAACCAAUAGCUACUAUGAGUGGUAGAAGACUUCAAUUUGGUGCUGCUAUUGUGGACAAGAAAUUAAUUGUUGCGGGCGGGAGGGAUGGAUUAAAAACAUUGAAUACUGUGGAAUGCUUUGACUUUUCCACUUUCACAUGGAAUACAUUAUCUUCUAUGAAUGUACAUCGUCAUGGAUUAGGUGUAGCCGUAUUAGGUGGUCCUUUGUAUGCUGUUGGUGGUCAUGAUGGUUGGAGUUUUCUUGAUACAGUAGAAAGAUGGGAUCCAUCCAGACGACAGUGGAAUUCAGUUGCUUCUAUGUCAAUACAAAGAUCAACAGUUGGUGUGGCUGUAUUAAACGAUAAAUUAUAUGCUGUGGGUGGAAGAGAUAUAAGUUCGUGUUUAAGCACUGUAGAAUGUUAUGAUCCACAUACAAAUAAAUGGAUUCCUUGUGCACCAAUGUCAAAACGGAGAGGUGGAGUAGGAGUGGGAGUAGUAAAUGGAUGUUUAUAUGCAUUAGGUGGCCAUGAUGCACCUCCCACUAAUCCUAAUGCCAGCAGAUUUAAUUGCGUUGAAAGGUACGACCCUAAAUCGAAUACAUGGACAAUGGUAGCUCCAAUGAGUAUCCCAAGGGACGCAAUUGGUGUUUGUGUACUUGGCGAUAGGCUUAUGGCAGUGGGAGGCUAUGAUGGCCAACAAUAUCUUACCCUUGUUGAAGCAUAUGACCCACAUCGUAAUGAAUGGGAGCCUGUUGCUCCUUUAAAAGCUGGUCGAGCAGGUCCACCAUGUGUUGUUGUAAAGAAUUUACCUGGUUUUGAAUUUAUUUUUUACAUCGAAAAUUGAGUUCUAUCAAUUUGUGAUUUGAAGACAGCAAUAUUUCAUAUUUAAAUGUAUGUUACUUCACAUAUCUAAUGUGUGUAUUAAGUUCGUGUGUACUGCCGUAAAUUUGUAUAUAUUUAUAUUUACACUUUUUGUAUGACAACAUUGAGCAAGGUAUUAUGCAUCUGAGAAUGAGGCAACUGUAGAGUAAUAUGCUAGUCUUAAGAACUUUUUAAUAAAAGCUUUUUAUUAUA
This is a messenger RNA of Megalopta genalis, 2657 nucleotides long. Its product is annotated as kelch-like protein 5. The record is from RefSeq and is a predicted model, not a curated record. Gene Ontology annotation, molecular function: protein binding. Lineage: Eukaryota; Metazoa; Arthropoda; Insecta; Hymenoptera; Halictidae.